UGGUUAAGUCUACGGAAUUAAACGACUUUUGUGCUAUUUAAUUUGAACAACACAAUCAAUCAGUCACCUUGGUUACAAUACCCACCACCAAUUCCUCCAAAACCAACGAUGAAUUCACCGUCAUCCACCAUCACUCUCCGCCCAUUUAAAACAACGGACGUUGAGGAUUUCGUAUUAUGGGCAGGUGACGAUCGGGUGACUCGAUCGACCCGAUGGAAAACAAUCACCUCCAAAGAAGAAGCUUUGACCUUCAUUAAGGAGGUAUGCAUCCCCCACCCUUGGCGACGGUCGAUAUGCAUCGAUGACCGUUCGAUCGGAUACAUAUCGGUCUUCCCCGGAUCGGGCGACGAUCGGUGCUCGGCGAUGAUUGGGUACGGCCUGUCUGUGGACUACUGGGGGCAGGGGAUCACCACCAAGGCGGUGAAGAUGGCACUCCCUCAGGUGUUUGAGGAGUUUCCUGAUAUAGUAAGGUUGCAAGCUUUUGCUGACGUAGAGAAUAAGGGCUCCCAGAGGGUGUUGGAAAAAGUUGGGUUUCUCAAGGAGGGUCAUCUGAGGAAGUACACCUAUGUUAAGGGCAAUCUCAAGGAUUUGUUUGUCUACAGCUUUCUAUCUACCGAUGCUAUUCCUCCUGCAGAUUUAUGAUGCAUAUAAAAUACCUCUUCUUCUUUUUAUUUCCUCUUU
Rhododendron vialii is the source of this 681-nucleotide messenger RNA. RefSeq lists its product as uncharacterized. The transcript has a single exon. The record is from RefSeq and is a predicted model, not a curated record. Gene Ontology annotation, molecular function: acyltransferase activity, transferring groups other than amino-acyl groups. NCBI's taxonomy places the organism in Eukaryota, Viridiplantae, Streptophyta, Magnoliopsida, Ericales, Ericaceae. Bases 109 to 642 code for a protein of 177 amino acids.